Messenger RNA from Rhodamnia argentea, 1579 nucleotides. RefSeq names its product probable pectate lyase 5. NCBI's taxonomy places the organism in Eukaryota, Viridiplantae, Streptophyta, Magnoliopsida, Myrtales, Myrtaceae. The coding region runs from base 107 to 1327 and encodes 406 amino acids. The record is from RefSeq and is a predicted model, not a curated record. The transcript is spliced from 4 exons. Gene Ontology annotation, molecular function: pectate lyase activity.
UGCAUACCUUGUUUCCUUUCCUUUUAUAAAUCCAUCAAACCUCAUCUUUGCAUUCCUGGCAACAAGUCAUCACUCAUCCCCCUAGCCAGGACUGGCGAUAGGAGUUAUGGCAAUUCAUCCAUGCUUUCCACUUCUCCUAAUGCACGCUGUUCUGGCUCUUCGUGCAUUCUCUUCUCCAUCCCCGGUUCAGGAUCCUGAGCUAGUUGUACAAGAAGUGAAUGAGAGCAUCCUCAACGCAUCGAGACGGAACCUCGGCUUCCUUUCCUGCGGGACGGGCAACCCGAUCGACGACUGCUGGCGUUGCGACCCCGACUGGGAGAACAACCGGCGGCGGCUUGCUGACUGCGCCAUCGGGUUCGGCAAGCAUGCCAUCGGGGGCCGGGACGGCAAGAUCUACAUGGUCACGGACCCAGGCGGCGACGACCCCAUGGACCCCAAGCCCGGUACGCUGAGGCACGCUGUGAUCCAGGACGAGCCCCUGUGGAUCGUGUUCGCCCGGGACAUGGUGAUAAGGCUAAAAGAAGAGCUGAUCGUGAACUCGUUCAAGACCAUUGACGGCCGGGGCGCGAGCGUGCACCUCGCGGGCGGGCCAUGCAUCACCAUGCAGUACGUGACCAACAUCAUCAUCCACGGCAUCAACAUACACGACUGCAAGCCGGGAGGGAACGCGUACGUGAGGGACUCGCCCGAUCACUACGGGUGGAGGACCGUGUCGGACGGCGACGGGGUGUCCGUGUUCGGAGGGAGCCACAUCUGGGUGGACCACUGCUCCCUCUCCAAUUGCCACGACGGGCUGAUCGACGCCAUCCAUGGAUCCACGGCCAUCACACUCUCCAACAACUACUUCACUCACCACAACAAGGUGAUGCUCUUAGGGCACAGCGACACUUCCACCCACGACAAGAACAUGCAAGUGACCAUUGCUUUCAACCACUUUGGGGAGGGGCUUGUCCAAAGGAUGCCCAGAUGUAGACAUGGGUAUUUCCAUGUGGUGAACAAUGAUUAUACCCACUGGGAAAUGUACGCAAUUGGUGGCAGUGCGGCACCCACAAUCAAUAGCCAGGGCAACAGGUUCGUUGCUCCGAACGACGUCUUUAACAAGGAGGUGACUAAGCACGAGGAUGCGCCGCAGAGCGAGUGGAAGCACUGGAACUGGAGGUCCGAGGGGGAUCUGAUGAUGAACGGGGCUUUCUUCACGCCCUCGGGAGCCGGCGCGUCGUCGAGCUACGCGAGAGCCUCGAGCCUCGGCGCGAGGCCGUCGUCUCGGGUGGGCCCCAUCACGGCGAGCGCGGGCGCGCUCGGCUGCAAGAAGGGAAAGCGUUGUUGAUCAGUCAAUCCAUAGAGGGACCGGUGAUUACUCUAGACCGGACCUAUGUUUUCUCUUAUGUGGAGGGAAUUCAGGUUGCAUAUUCAAGACUAAAUGCACCAGACACACUGAACAUAUCGUGAACAUUAGUGGGAGAAUGUUUAGUAGAUCAAAUGGGCGCAUUCCAAUCAAUCAAAUCAGCCUAUCGGACCCGAACAAUUUCCUCGCUCAGACCGGCUCGUUUCAAUAAGAAAGAGAUUUGAAUCCUCUUCA